Molecule: messenger RNA, 1489 nt
Organism: Penaeus monodon (black tiger shrimp)
Lineage: Eukaryota; Metazoa; Arthropoda; Malacostraca; Decapoda; Penaeidae
Product: transcription factor 21-like
Exons: 2
Coding region: 184-852 (222 amino acids)
Molecular function (GO): protein dimerization activity
Source: RefSeq, a predicted model, not a curated record
UGGGCGGUAGCGCAGGACACGGCAGCCACCACGCUGACCUCGGGCACUCAUCCGGACCCGCCCAUCUACUACCCAGCCUCGCCCUGAUUGGCUGAGGGUGCGACGUGACCAUCGGGGCGAGAGCAUAAAAGGCGGGCGGUCGCGGGACUGGGUUAGAGUUUUCGUUCGGGAACCGAGACAAGCAUGUCCGUGUCGGAGCUGCUGUACCCCGUGCCCCACCAGGGAGGAUACCCGCCCUUCUCCGCCGCGUACAGUGGAGCAGGCCAGAACAGUCCCUCCAUGCCCUACAGUGUUAUGUCGCAUUACGAUCACAGUACCUCUAACAGUGUCAUGUGCAGUCAACAGUGCCAACCCUCGACGACAGUGUCCUCUCCUGUGUGGUCCUCGCCUCACCCCACCACGUCCUCGUACUCCGAAGGGCGCCCCAGUCCCUCCUGUUCGCCCAUGAGCAGUUGCGAGAGCCUGGAGGAUGGCUCCCCGCGCCCUUGGAACACCCAAAACGCCGGCCCUGCGUCCUGGUCGUGGGGCGCCCCCGGAACCACACACCCGCUACUGGCGGCCUCCUCGUCCUCCAAUUCCUCGUCGAGCUGCGCCUCGUCGAUCCUGGCGUCGCAGGGGAAGCAGACGAAGGCCAGGAGGAAGCCGCCCAAGCCCGUGGCCCGCGACGUGAUCAAGAGGCGCCGCCUGGCCGCCAACGCGCGCGAGCGACGCCGCAUGAACGGCCUCAACGACGCCUUCGACCGCCUCCGCGAAGUGAUCCCGGCACUCAGCGGGAACCAGAAGCUGUCCAAGUUCGAGACGCUGCAGAUGGCGCAGACGUACAUCACUGCGCUCGCCGAACUCCUGCACUAGAUGUGGCUUCGUCCUGCACUGGAGCAGCUCCUUUCCAUAUCUAGUCAGAGCUGAGUCCAUCUGAGCAAAGAAAAAGGUACUUCCGGAAGGGGGUCUCGUCCUCCUAGCCAAGUCCUCUUCGGUGAUGUGCUUCUGAUCUCUCGCCGCCCAGACAGUUCCUUCGUGACAGCCCCUUUAAAUGACAGCCCCUGAAAGCUACUUCAGUACCAGCCCCCUUCAAGACAGUCCCUUCAAGACAGCCACUUGGAAACAGCCCCUGAGGAGACAGUCCCCGAGUUUUUGCCCUGACUCUCCCGUAACAGUCGAGAGUCACAGGUAGAGCUGAAGGUGAUGCUCCCUCCUUAAGAUUUUCUCGCGAGAUGAGAUGCUGUGAGAUAACAGGUGUGACGGCGCCCGCCCACGAGAUGCUGUGAGAUCUUCAAGACGUCGAAGAUGAUGCUCCUCUACUAAUGGCAUUUUUUUAUGUUGUUGUUAUUGUUGUUAUUGUGACUUACAAAGUAUUGCUUUUGUUGUUGCUGUUGUGUCCAGUCUUAUUGAGCCAAAGAUAGUUUAUAAGAACAGUCUUGAUUUAAAUGAUAUGUUUAUAUGUGAAACUGCAUAAGAUAUAGAUGCUUGCCAAAAUAAAGUGCAAAGUGUA